AUGACAACCAAUGCAGACGAUUCACUCCGGCGUCGCCGCGAACGGGGCCGUCGGUCCCAAGCCGGCUUCCGCAAGCGCCAAGCCGAGUCCUACCAGCAGAUGCGGGAGGAGAACGAGCGACUGAAAAGCGCGAUUGAGAAACUCGUCAGCUCCAUGCGGGGUGACGAGGACCCGGAGCUGCUAGAGACGAUCUGCGAUGUCGCCGAGGCGGCAGGCAUCGAGGCCGCUCACAGACCUACUACGCAGAGUGACAUGGUCCAGCUACGGCCGCGACAUGUGGACCCAAGGAGUCAAGGCAAGGUGCUCAUGACGGCUCCCAGAGGCGACGAGGACAUAACCAUCACGGCCGCGACGGGGGAGUACACCGUCAGAGCAGCCGACGAACUCCCAGCCGCCACCACCAUUACCGACAACGCAGACUCACCCUUAUCCUCACCCUCAUCCUCCCCACCCACAACCACAACCUCCACCUCCACCUCCCCGCCCCUCCUGACGUGCGGCAUAUGGUUCGACCACCUGCACUAUAUGCGCAUCACAAUCCCUCCCGACGACAUCCUGCCCUACCUAGGCGCCGGCGCCCAGACCUUCGCGGGCGUGCUCUUCUGGUCGCUGAUGGACCUCGCGCAGAAGGGGUUCGUCUCGGACGACGCCGCCGCCGCCCGGACCAACGCCGUCGUCGUGCGCCGGGGCCUGGGCCACGCCGAGGCGACGGCGGGCUGGGAGGUGCGGCACGUGCGGGCCAUGGUCGAGUCGCGCCAAGAGUACAAGCGCACGGGAUCCAUCAGUCCGCGGUACGCGGCCGUGGCCGAGCCGGACCUGGGCAUCGCGGUGCGCGACGCCAUCAGCGCCGAGUACCGCGGCCGCGGGCUCGACCCGGACCGGUUCGUGUCAACGCUGGGGGUCGAGAAGCGGGUCCGGGGCAUGGUUGGGGGCCGCACGUUUGCCGUCUUGGAGGCGGCGGCGCGCGGAGGGGUCGAUCCCGCGCUGUGCAGGUUGUUCGAGAGGGAUGUCAAGGGCAGGCUUUAUGAGACGGCUAUCUGCUUUGGGGAUGGGCCGCGGUGGAGUGUCGAUAUUGUGGAUGGGAUUUUCCUUAGUUGGUUUCAUCAGUCUCUGGGGUUUACUUUCCCAUGA
Anthostomella pinea is the source of this 1131-nucleotide messenger RNA. The record is from the annotation of a GenBank genome assembly. NCBI's taxonomy places the organism in Eukaryota, Fungi, Ascomycota, Sordariomycetes, Xylariales, Xylariaceae.